Messenger RNA from Girardinichthys multiradiatus, 1754 nucleotides. RefSeq names its product coronin-1A-like. Gene Ontology annotation, biological process: cell migration; actin filament organization. The record is from RefSeq and is a predicted model, not a curated record. NCBI's taxonomy places the organism in Eukaryota, Metazoa, Chordata, Actinopteri, Cyprinodontiformes, Goodeidae. Gene Ontology annotation, molecular function: actin filament binding.
GUCACUUUGUGAUGUACUUUAACCUACCGUCUCCUCCGAGCCCUCACUCUGGUGGCAGAGUGCACCGCUGAAACUUCUUGAGCCGACUCUUCCCCCACACGACUCCCAGUUCACCAUGUCCAGGAAAGUUGUGAGAGCCAGUAAGUUCCGUCACGUCUUCGGGCAGGCCGUGAAGGCCGACCAGUGUUACGAUGACAUCCGGAUCUCCACGAUGACCUGGGACAGCAACUUCUGCUCCGUGAACCCUAAGUUUGUUUCCAUGAUUGUGGACGCGAGCGGUGGGGGAGCCUUCAUGGUGCUGCCCCUCAACAAGACGGGACGUAUCGACAUGUCCUACCCCACCGUCUGUGGCCACACAGGUCCGGUUCUGGACAUCGAGUUCUGUCCUCACAAUGACAACAUCAUUGCCAGUGGAUCUGAGGACUGCAGUGUCAUGAUUUGGGAGAUCCCAGACGGUGGGCUGACCUCACCGCUUACAGAGCCUGUUGUCAAACUGGACGGCCACUCUAAGCGUGUCGGCAUCCUGAACUGGCACCCCACCGCCCACAACGUGCUGCUGAGUGCAGGUUCUGACAACGUGAUAAUCCUGUGGAACGUGGCCCAGGGAGGGGCAGUCGUGAGGAUCGACGACGUGCACCCUGACCUCAUCUACAGCGCCUGCUGGAACAGCGACGGCUCCAGGAUCCUCACCUCCUGCAAAGACAAGAAGCUAAGAGUGCUGGAACCACGGGAAGGCACCGUGCUCUUUGAGAAGGAGAAACCUCACGAAGGCUCCAGGCCUGUGAGAGCCGUGUUCGUGUCCGACGGGAAGAUCCUGAGCACCGGCUUCAGUCGCAUGAGCGAGCGGCAGGUGGCGCUGUGGGAUCCGACCAACUUUGGGGAGGCGCUGACCCUGCAGGAGCUGGACACAAGCAGCGGCGUCCUCCUGCCGUUUUUUGACCCAGACACUGGAAUCGUCUACCUCUGUGGCAAGGGAGACAGCAGUAUCCGUUACUUCGAAGUGACAGAUGAGGCUCCUUACGUCCACUACCUGUCCAUGUACAGCAGCAAGGAGAGCCAGAAGGGGAUGGGAUACAUGCCCAAGAGAGGCCUGGAGGUCAACAAGUGCGAAAUCGCAAGGUUCUACAAACUCCAUGAGAGGAAAUGUGAACCUAUAGUGAUGACAGUACCACGCAAGUCGGAUCUGUUCCAGGAAGACCUGUACCCAGACACCAUCGGCCCUGAGCCCUCGGUUGAAGCUGACGAGUGGUUUGCUGGGAAAGACGCUCCGCCCAUUCUGAUCUCCCUAAAGGAUGGGUUUGUAGCCACCACCAAGGCCAAGGAAUUCAAAGUCCACAAGAGCCUCCUGAAGACCACGACUGCUUCUGCAGGGAGCCAACCAGAGAGCAGCGGGGAGGUCCAUUCUCUAAGGAAGGAGGUGCAGGACCUGAAAGCAGCUUUACAGGAGCUGACCAAGCGUGUGAGAGAGCUGGAGACCAAAGAUUAAAGGAUAGCAAUUCUGAAAAUUUAGAGAAGGAAAAACAUAAACAAGAAUAAAAAGUAAAUAGUUAAAAAAUUGAGCCAAAAAAGACAAGAACAAAUGUGGUGUUAACCUUUGGUUGUGAAUUAAAGGGGAAGAUUAAAACAGCAGAUGUUAUAAAAUGUUGUUUUAGCCUGAAGCUUGAAUUUGUUUUGUUUUCUGUCUGUGGAAACAAUUUUUGAUUUAUAUUUUAAUAUAUGUGUUUAAAAAUAAAUGUUUUCUGUAUUUUCCAGUG